Messenger RNA from Ziziphus jujuba (common jujube), 1024 nucleotides. RefSeq lists its product as uncharacterized. The record is from RefSeq and is a predicted model, not a curated record. The transcript has a single exon. Lineage: Eukaryota; Viridiplantae; Streptophyta; Magnoliopsida; Rosales; Rhamnaceae. Bases 470 to 979 code for a protein of 169 amino acids.
CCCAAAAGGCAAAGUACAGAGUGAGGUGCAAUUAUUCAUGCCAUGGAUUUCAUCUUAAGCAAGUCAGAAAAAAAUUCCACCUCCAACCAAAAAAAAAAAGAAGCUCUAAAAAUAUAGAAACGAUAAAAGCUAUGCAUAAUAAAAUCAUCAUUUUGGUGCCCCAAAAAAAAAAAAAAAAAAAGUUGUUUUUCUUUUUUUCUUUUAGGUGACCUAUUCCCACUCAUAGGCUUAAAAAAAAGGGGAAAAAAAAAAACAAAAAAGACUUCUUUUUCUCAUUCCUAUUCACUUAGUAUCCUUUCGUUCUCUCUCUCUCUCUCUCUUCGUAUAUUUUCUUUUACAUCCACUUCUUUUUCUUCUUCUUCUUCUCCAUCCUCUCUGUCAUCUCUCUCUCUAUGAGAGGGACCUUCAGAAAGCGAAGAAGAAAAAAAGAAAAAAAGAAAAGCUUAUUAGGGAACUAGCUAGCUAAGCCAUGAAGAACACCAUAAGGUGUUGCAUCUCUUGCAUUCUACCAUGUGGAGCUCUAGACGUUAUUCGUAUAGUCCACUCCAAUGGUCGUGUCGAAGAAAUCAGCGGCACCAUCAGAGCUAGCGAGAUCAUGAAAGCUCACCCAAAACACGUGCUUAAGAAACCCUCCUCUCCCAAUUCCGACGACGGUGUCGUUCCCAAGAUCGUGAUCGUUCCUCCCGACGCCGAGCUUCAACGCGGGAAGAUUUACUUUCUCAUGCCGGCACCGCCACCACCGACGACGGAGAAGACUAGGCAAAGACCUUCGACGAAGAAGAAGAGAAGAUCAUCGGUGGAGAUGACGGGGAACAACACCGGGAACAGCACGAUAUCUAUGACCAACUUAUUGAUUUCGGAUCGGUAUCUGAGUGAAAUACUGUCCGAGAAGAUUUCUACGCAGAAAGAUCGCCGGCGUGGCCGUGUUGGUGUUUGGAGACCUCAUUUAGAAAGCAUAUCAGAGUCACCAACUGAUUGACUAUUGAUGCAAUAAUAAUAAUAAUCUCAAUUGGCCUUGUUGUGA